Messenger RNA from Dovyalis caffra, 243 nucleotides. The record is from the annotation of a GenBank genome assembly. Lineage: Eukaryota; Viridiplantae; Streptophyta; Magnoliopsida; Malpighiales; Salicaceae.
AUGAACUGUUGCAGCAUUACCGUGCCCUGCCUUACUGCUGGGUCUUCUCUCGCUCGUCUCGUUCACCUAUAUUCACCACGUACAGUUCGGAAGAUGCCCAUUAUUUGUGGGGUCCUUCCUCCAGCCAAUGAUGCUUCCCCCUCCAAUCACUUUUCCAUGUGCAAAGCUUCAUCAUCUCUUGCUGUCACUCUUCUUACACGAUCCUGUCCAGUUCAGCUUCGCCUAAGCAUGUUCAAAGUGUGA